Messenger RNA from Hibiscus syriacus, 978 nucleotides. RefSeq names its product peroxidase 3-like. Gene Ontology annotation, cellular component: plant-type cell wall; plasmodesma. The record is from RefSeq and is a predicted model, not a curated record. The transcript is spliced from 4 exons. Lineage: Eukaryota; Viridiplantae; Streptophyta; Magnoliopsida; Malvales; Malvaceae. Gene Ontology annotation, molecular function: heme binding; peroxidase activity. The coding region runs from base 1 to 978 and encodes 325 amino acids. Gene Ontology annotation, biological process: hydrogen peroxide catabolic process; response to oxidative stress.
AUGAGAAACCAGGGUUUCAUUUUGCUUUGCAUGCUGGUUGUCGGAGUACUUGUCGGGAGCUGCCAUGGAAGUGGCCUUGAGAAGAAUUUCUACAGGCAUAAAUGCCACGAUGCAGAGACGAUAAUCAAGAACGUUACUGAGAAAUAUGUUGCCAACGAUCCCACGUUGCCUGCAAAGUUCCUGAGAAUGCAUUUUCAUGACUGUUUUGUCAGGGGCUGCGACGGUUCGGUCCUCUUGAACUCGACAGCUAACAACACGGCCGAGAAGGAUUCGAUUCCGAACCUAACGGUGUCGGGGUUUGAUGUCAUCGACGACAUAAAAGCGGAAGUCGAGAAGAAAUGUCCGAACGUGGUGUCUUGUGCUGAUGUUCUGGCCUUGGCUGCUAGGGAUGCAGUUUCUUUCAAAUUCAGAAAACCAUUGUGGAAAGUUUAUACCGGCAGACGAGACGGCAGGGUGUCGCGGAGUUCUGAGGCGUUGGCUAAUCUUCCUUCCCCUUUCUCGAACUUCACCGUCCUGGUACGGAAUUUCGCUAACCAAGGCCUCAAUAUCCAUGACUUAGUGGUCUUAUCAGGCGGUCAUACGAUCGGAGUAGGCCACUGCAAUACCUUCAGCAACAGGCUAUACAACUUCACUGGAAGAGGAGAUCAAGAUCCUUCCUUGAAUGCAACUUACGCAGCUUUCUUGAAGACUCAAUGCCGAAGCCUUAAUGACACCACGACCUUCGUCCCGAUGGAUCCCGGUAGCGUGCUGAAAUUCGAUAAUAACUAUUACUUGACGGUCAAACAACACAAGGGCCUGUUUCAGUCUGAUGCCGCGCUCUUGACGAACAACGUCUCGAGACACAUUGUCCAUAAGUUGCUCGAAGACGAGGAGAAAUUCUUCGAAGAGUUCGCAGAGUCGAUGAAGAAGAUGGGAGCCAUUGGAGUUCUUACAGGGAAUGCAGGAGAAAUUAGGAAGAAGUGUUUCGUUGUUAACUAA